CUCUACCUCCUCUUCAGUUGCCCAGUCAUGGGACUGCAGGUCACUUGACAGCCCUCCCACCAAACUCAACGUCUUUCAUUAAGAAAUAAGACAUGAUUUAAUAAACCUGCCCUGUUUUACCUUAGUACAAGCCAUGUGUCUAGUCAUUCUGUUAAACAUAACAUGGCAAAAGUGGACAUAGAAUGACCAGUUUUAUCUAGAUUUUUAACUAGAGUGUAGUAAUAACAAAGCCCCAUUGAUUCUCUCAAAUCUGAAUGGGGCCAUUCUCUGCAGGACAGUGAGUCCAGGCAGUGCUGAAAAAUCAUGGCUAUCACCGGGAGGCAGGCUACAUCAGGCUAAUUGAAUCAUAAGUAUUGGGGUGUGGAGAUUCUUGGAGUUAAUUAACAGAAUAUCAAGAGAAAGCAGCAGAGAUUUACCUUCAGAUGUCUGCGGCUGAGGAAGUCUAGAAAGCCUGGAUGAAGCUGAUUGGAAACUGACUUUAAGUUUUAAAGACAAGACUUCAACAGGUUUAUUGUGGUUAAGAUGAAGACAGAUGGUUUCUCCUAGAAAACAGCAAGAAAGAGACGACGUUAAGAGCUGAAGAACUGAACCACAAGAAUAUUUUCUCCCUGUGAGACAGAAACAGUCAGUAAUGUUGAAGCUGGUUUGUCCUCUGCUUCUCCUUUGUUUACUUCCAGCUGUGGUCCCCCUCUUCUGUUACACCUGUGUGUUCCCUGCCAUCUCACCUCUGGACUGCAUCAGAUUUCCUCUGAGGUGUCCACCCGGGCAGCUCUGUCUGUCCAGCAGAGCUGUGGGCGAAAAAGGAGACUUCCGUGUGGUGUUGUAUGAGAAGAGCUGUGUCCUGCCCUCCCUGUGUGGAGUCACAGGUGAAAAAUAUGCCAUGGGACUCAACUUCACCUUCACCAAUGAAUGCUGCAACACACACCUGUGCAACAGAGCUGCAACACCUGCUACGCCCUACUGGACUGGCACAUUACUCACACUACUUAUUUCAUACCCAGUUUGGUGAAUAGAAAAAUAUUAAAGCAAUGUGAGAGAGAACUAGUUUGACACACAUGAAGUGAAAUUGUCUUUACUGCCCUCAAAUAGGCUGACAUUGUACUCACUUUCCUUUUAGUAACUGUGCACUAAUCUGAGCUAAACCAAGGUUUGUUUUACCAUGAAUGUGAGAUGGAAAAAUAAUAUCUUUCUCUGAUUGUUGCUAAUAACAUCUAAAGACAUGCAUUUCUGUUUGCAGAGCUGUUUUUGAGUGGGGAAGAGUAUGAUAUGUUUUGCUUUUGUUGCCAUUUCUAGUAUUUUUAUACAAACUGUGAUAAAAUAAACUACCUCUACCCACCUA
Messenger RNA from Lates calcarifer (barramundi perch), 1339 nucleotides. RefSeq names its product sperm acrosome membrane-associated protein 4. The record is from RefSeq and is a predicted model, not a curated record. Bases 632 to 1009 code for a protein of 125 amino acids. The transcript has 3 exons. Lineage: Eukaryota; Metazoa; Chordata; Actinopteri; Centropomidae.